AUGCUGUCGUCGCGCCUCUUGCGGCAGCCAGCAUGCCGGUUGCUCUCGCGAACCUCUACCACGCAUCGAUCCUCGAUAUGCUGCCCACCAACACGCGCCUUCCACGCUUCGACGCCGCGACAAGAUCCCCUCACCGAUGCCAUUCUCUACCUUCCCCACGAGCUGAUGUCGCUCGUCCAUACCGCCGUGCCAUGGUAUGCUGCCAUACCGCUCACCGCCUUCCUCGUUCGUGGUCUUCUUGUCACUACAGCUGGAGCCUACUCGCGCGCCCUUAUGGCACGAUACAUUGGUCUCCAUCCGCUCCGACAAGCGCUUGCUUUCCAGAAACGUGACGAGAUAUUAAAGCGUGGUAACUUCCGGACCAUCAAACAGGCCACAUUGACAGUGAAGAAAGAAGUAAAUGACACCACAUCGGCAUUAGACAAGAGGUGGAAUGUUAGUCUACGCGGCCAAAUCACUUGGACAUUAGCCCAAUUUCCCAUAUUCAUCGCUAUGGCUGAGGUCAUACGGCAGAAAUGCGGCGCUCAUGACGGUCUGAUAGGUAUGGCGGCUGCUGCCAUCAACGGCGAACGUACAACCAUGACCAAUGACGCCGGUGAAAUCAUUAGACGCGUUACACCCACUGCAUGGUUCGAGCCUUCGCUGGCAACAGAAGGCAUGCUCUGGUUCCAGGACCUACUUGUUCCGGACCCAACAGGUGUUCUCCCAUUCAUUGCGUCAGGCAUAAUGUUCGCAAACAUCUAUACUACAAAGAACACUGUCGAGAGCGAUGGGUCUCGGAGGUGGCCUGGUGUGAUUCGGAGGACUUUGCUUUUCAUUUCUCUGCUGAUUGGUCCUCUCUGUCAGCAGCUACCUGCGGCAAUGAUGCUGUAUUGGUCAUCAAGCACAGCUUCGGUCAUGCUAUGGAACGUCUGGCUGAACCGAAAAUACCCUGCACCACGAGGCUACGCAGCAUGUAAGAGGCCGCUCAUCAUGCCACCAUCGCCUGUGCCAGAGGGCCGAAAAGUGUUUAAGCUGUCUACGAAACACCCCCUUCUUCGAAGUGAAUCCUGA
Messenger RNA from Alternaria atra, 1053 nucleotides. RefSeq lists its product as uncharacterized. NCBI's taxonomy places the organism in Eukaryota, Fungi, Ascomycota, Dothideomycetes, Pleosporales, Pleosporaceae. Gene Ontology annotation, biological process: mitochondrial respiratory chain complex IV assembly; protein insertion into mitochondrial inner membrane from matrix. Gene Ontology annotation, cellular component: mitochondrial inner membrane. Bases 1 to 1053 code for a protein of 350 amino acids. Gene Ontology annotation, molecular function: membrane insertase activity. The transcript has a single exon. The record is from RefSeq and is a predicted model, not a curated record.